AUGCCGAGCGAGAACGCCUAUUACUACCGCUCCCCGCAACACCGCGACAACUACGUCUUGAGCUUCGCCAUCUGCUUCGACAAAGAACUCGACGUGUAUCAGUUCGCCCUCACUUACCCUUACUCUUACUCGCGGCUGAGGGCCUUUGUCGAGAACUUGGUGGAGAGGAACCUGCCCUAUGUCUGGAGGCACAACAUGGCCUUCACGGUGCUGAACCGCGAGUGUGACGUCAUAACGAUCGCCGGCCGCCACAACUACCGAGGCCCUGUGCAGGCGGCGACGGAGGCCAGGGCGGAGCAGGUCGUGGCGAUGACCCGGGUGUGCGCCAGCAAGAAGAGCGCGUUGCCCGGGGCUGCAGACCGCCCCCCCAUCUCCCCUGCCGCCCCCUCGUACCUGCAGCAGGAGCCCCUCGAGACUCCCGAGGCGGAGGGCGCGAAGGACGUCGCCGAUGCCGAAGGAGGCGGCGACGAAGGGGAGGGAGGGGAGGAACCUCCUGGAACCUUCUUGGACGUUCUAGAACCCUCUAGAACCUUCGAGAAUCUUAGAAAAAACCUUCUCAAUCGUUCCAGAACCUUCUCAAUCGUUCCAGAACCUUCUCAAUCGUUCCAGAACCUUUUAGAACCUUCCCUUCGUCUUCCCUCAGGUCCCCCGCGGUACCCCAGGCGCGUGGUGGUGGUGAUGGCGAGAGUCCACGGAGGAGAAUCCCCGACGUCCUUCAUGGUGCAAG
This is a messenger RNA of Penaeus chinensis, 727 nucleotides long. RefSeq lists its product as uncharacterized. The annotation marks the transcript as partial. The transcript is spliced from 4 exons. Lineage: Eukaryota; Metazoa; Arthropoda; Malacostraca; Decapoda; Penaeidae. The record is from RefSeq and is a predicted model, not a curated record.